Messenger RNA from Pseudocercospora fijiensis CIRAD86, 1478 nucleotides. RefSeq lists its product as uncharacterized. Gene Ontology annotation, molecular function: RNA binding. Gene Ontology annotation, cellular component: nucleus. The record is from RefSeq and is a predicted model, not a curated record. The transcript has 5 exons. Bases 1 to 1026 code for a protein of 341 amino acids. NCBI's taxonomy places the organism in Eukaryota, Fungi, Ascomycota, Dothideomycetes, Mycosphaerellales, Mycosphaerellaceae.
AUGGCCGCCGCAGGGAGCAUUAUCACGCAGGUGCAGCAAGGCGGGCCGGCACCCAUAAACACUGCACUUGGAGCUUCAGACGAGAACAUCACGCUCGAAUUACGCGGCACUCGCUUUACACUUUCUCGGGAUGAGCUGCUCACAUUACCUGAAUUCGUCCUGCUGUCGCUGUUCCCCAAUGGCCUGCUCCCCGAUGCUCAUAUGAACAGCUACCACGACGGCGACGUAUAUCCAGUCGACGUAAGCAAUCCUCGCCAAAACCGCUUGGUCACCCAGGCGAGACCCCAAUCAUCUGCCUCAAUCAACGACAUCCAGAAUGUCAUAUCCAACACUGAUGUAUAUUUAUCUGACAUUGUGUAUUUCUCACAGUACGACCCUGUUUCUCUGCAAUACAUGUUGGAGUUCUUCCGACAUGUCGCGCAAACCAUCCCCCAAACAUCCGAAGAGCAGUCAAAUGCUCAAAAUGACCCAUUGGCUCCCAACACAAUGCCAAUCGAGCCCAUGUCCGGCAACGCACGCGAUAUGCUUCAAGACCGCGCCGGUAUCAUAGUACUGAGGGAAGAUCUCGACUUUUAUGCCAUUCCACCACGGAAAGACAUUGGCCAUCCCGAGAUGCAAGACAUCAAGCGAGCCGCAAGUCGAGCACUUCUCAAGCAAGACGGCAUUUUUUCGGGUCUCCGAAAAAGCGAAGAACCAGGCACUACAGAGCAACAUCUUAUCGAAAUGCUUACGGCUGGCGGAUUCAAUCACGACGACACCUGGGGCCAUCGAGCCGCAGAGCCACAGAAAGCCGUCAUCUGCUCAAUUGCUUUGGCAAGGCUGCGAACAGACAUUAAAGGUGACACAGCUGGCGCAGCAAAUGCGGUAGGUAUGGCGCAAAAGUUGUUACUCUUCUGGAGGAAGCCCGCUAGAAGAUGUUGGUGGGAAGGUGUCGAGCUGGAGAAUGUUGAGGGAGUGGAAGGAAAGCUGAAGGUCUGGAUCAGGCGUGUGUGGACUUUGGAAAUGAGCGUAAUAGGACUGCGCUGAGGACUGAAAGACAUGACCUGCGUGGCGGGCGAAGCCUCGUUCCAGCGCGAACAGCUCGGAUUCAGCAAGUUUACAUUGUUUGCGAACACGACUUACCAGGAGAACGCCUCUACAUAUACCCCUAUCACCUCCUGUGUCAACAGUCUCGACGGCCUCAAAUUUGCUUUUCUUUGGAAUAACAUGCAUGCCAGGCGCUAUGGAAAGGAGCAUGCGCCAAUGUCAAACAGUCUCUAGGCAGGCUCCGAUUUCAUAUUGUAAGAAUGCAUAGCAAGCCACCAAAAAAUGUACAGAAGAAUCACUAGUGUAAGAAAGACAGGAAACCCGAUUGUGCAGAGUCACUAAAUCUUGUAUGCAAUCGCGGCUCGAUCUCUGCUAUCGACGCUGAACGCCUCGCUAAAUUCCUCGUCAUGCCAUCGUCAGUCAUAAUCUAAAGGUCAAUCGCUGGCAAAAAC